Molecule: messenger RNA, 5065 nt
Organism: Agrilus planipennis (emerald ash borer)
Lineage: Eukaryota; Metazoa; Arthropoda; Insecta; Coleoptera; Buprestidae
Product: huntingtin-interacting protein 1
Biological process (GO): endocytosis; actin filament organization; clathrin coat assembly
Cellular component (GO): actin cortical patch; clathrin-coated vesicle
Molecular function (GO): phosphatidylinositol-3,5-bisphosphate binding; phosphatidylinositol-3,4-bisphosphate binding; clathrin light chain binding
Source: RefSeq, a predicted model, not a curated record
AGUGUUAUGGCAUCGUUAUCGUUACCUAGAGUAUUGCAUCCACGAAAAACUAGCUUGGAAAUUGAGAGGGAGAAUUUCGAGAAGGCACAGACUGCAUGAUAUGACUAUUUUUUAAUUUAUUUAUGACGCUUUUACUAAUACAUUGCAUGGUUAAUGGAAAAUGGAAACUGAAAAUAAAAGAAAUGGUUAUCCAACCUAUAAUAUGGUUAAUCUGAUGGUAACAGAGAAAGAUUAUAACAAAUAUGCUACUGCCAUUCAUAAAGCUAUAAACAACCUCGAAGUGCCUGUAAAGCAAAAACAUGUUCGUUCCGCCAUCAUUGGUACCUUUCGGGAGCAAGGUGCCCAGACGUUUUGGGCGGUUACCCUUAGGCUUCCAUAUCUCGACGACAGGAUCGUCGCUUGGAAACUGUGUCACGUAGUCCACAAGGUUUUAAGGGAGGGACACCCCCUUUGUCUCGUACACAGUCAGAGACACAAGAGGGACAUUGACGAAAUGGGAAAAUUAUGGGUACAUUUGAGAGAUAGUUAUGCUAAAAUGAUUAGGCUUUAUUGUAAUUUGUUAAUGACAAAGUUGGACUUCCACAAGAGAAACCCGAGAUUUCCCGGACAUUUGGGGGUCACUAACGAGGAGUUAGAAUCAAUUGCUGCAGGUGACAUAAACAAUUAUUUUCAGCUAUCUGUUGAAAUGUUCGACUAUUUAGACUGCAUUUUGGAAUUACAAGCAGCAAUUUUUGGUUCCUUGGACAUGUCAAGGUCUAAUUCAAUGACUUGUGCGGGUCAGUGUAGAUUAGCACCCCUCAUUCCUUGUAUACAGGACGCCGCAAGACUGUAUGACUAUUGCGUUAAAAUAUUAUUUAAAUUACACUCGUCACUGCCUCCUGAUACCUUGUCCGGUCAUCGAGACCGAUUCCUUAAGGAAUUUAAGGAGUUAAAAGCUUUUUAUCAAAACACUAACAAUCUUCAGUAUUUCCGAAAUCUGAUUACCGUUCCACCUUUACCGGAGAAUCCACCGAAUUUUUUGCUUCAAGCGGAAUUGAGAACGUACGUUACCCAAGAGGUGACCGUUCCAGAGGAGGAAGAGCCAAUUUCUGAGGCAAAUUUAGUGGACACAACUGAUAAUAGUAAUAGUAACAGUAACGACACUAACAGCCAUGGUUCUUUAUCGCCAGCUCCACCCCCCCAUUAUUUUGAACUUAUUCAUGAACGAGACAUGUUGAUAAAACAUUUGCAAGAUGAAAUUGAAAGGCAACGACAUGAAACCAAAGCAGCGUUUAAGGAAAAGCAGAAAACAUUGGCGAAAUUGGAGGAAAAGGUGAACAGUUUGGAAACUGAAUUAGCCACAAAAGAAAGUGAACUAAUUCAAGAAAGGCAGAUUAAAGAGGACCUAUUUCAGCAAGCAACAGCAGUGGCCCAUUCGCAGGACUCUGAACAGAAAAUGAAAGAUGAAAAAUUUAACAAAAUCAAAGACCUGUACGUUAAAUUACGUGAAGACCAUAUAGUCGUUUUGAGACAGAAAGGCGAAUUACAGAAAAAUGUAACAACUUGUAACAAACGAGUACAAGAGCUAGAGCAAAGUAUUGUUGAUUUGAGAGAUCAGAUGAAGGAAGUGGAACUUCACCAUGUUAAAGAACAAGAAAAGCUACAGCAGUCCUCUGUAGAGGUGUCUGAAGAAUUGGAAAAUUUGAGGAGAGAUAAAGACCUUUUUAAUAUGGAAACUGAAGUGUUACGGAAAAGCAUAGAAGAUGCAAACAGGGAUAAAAAUGCAUUAAACGAUGAAUUGAUAAAAGUCAAAGCCUACAAACAGGACAUUGAAGAACGAAUAAGUGACCUUUUGACCAGCAACGAAAAUCUACACAAGGAAAUAGAGCAAACGAGGUUGGAUAAUAUGGAUAAAAUCAAAGAAAUUCUCGUAAAAUCAAUGGAAGAGAGUGAAAUUAUAGUAAAGAGAUCAAUACAUGAAAUUGAUAAUCCUGCUUUGGCAGCAGUUACCUGUACCACCGACUACCUCCGAAGUCUAAAAGCUGGAUGUUUGGAAGCAUUAGAUUCAGCCCUCACAGUUUCCUUCGACAAACCCUCAAAUCUUGUAGCAUCGUCAUCUAGAAUAGCCCACAGACUAGCGACGUUUUUACUGCAAGGAAGAGCCACAUCUAACACUAGCCCAGACAUCAUGUUUGGAGAAAAAAUGGCUGAUGCUUGUAAACAACUUGGUGAAAGUACAAUUCUGGUUUUGGAGUCCCUUAGGAAGGGCCAAUCAGCUGAAAAAGAAGUGGAAUUGACGAAAGAACGACUAAAUGGGGUAUCUUCCCUUGCAGAGACCAUUAGCGGUUCCUUGAAGGGUGAAACAGCGGAAAGUUUAGCUGAUAUGAUAGAAAACGAAAUGGCUGCCAUGGAUAAAGCAAUUGAAGAGGCUGCGAAAUUAAUUCAGGAAAUGUUAAGCAAAUCUCGGGCUGCAGACUCAGGAAUAAAACUGGAGGUCAACGAAAAGAUCCUAGACUCUUGUACAACUCUCAUGCAGGCAAUUCGAAUUUUAGUACAAAAAGCAAGAUUUUUACAAAACGAAAUUGUUGCUCAAGGAAAGGGAACUGCAAGUGCAAAAGAAUUCUAUAAGAGGAACCAUCAGUGGACUGAUGGAUUUAUUUCAGCAGCCAAGGCAGUUGCUGUUGCAGCAAAAUUGUUACUUAAUGCGGCUGACAAAGCUGUUAGUGGACAGGGUAAGUUGGAGCAUUUGGUGGUAGCUGCCCAAGAAAUAAGCGCUUCAACCGCCCAGUUAGUGGUAGCUAGUCGCGUUAAGGCCAACAGAAACAGCGACAAUUUACAACAAUUGACGCAGGCGUCUAAGAGCGUUACGAACGCUACUGGAGGCGUCGUUGCAACAGUUAAAGACUGCAGUUCGCUCAUAGAUGAAGCAGAUGAAAAAUUUAACAAAAUCAAAGACCUGUACGUUAAAUUACGUGAAGACCAUAUAGUCGUUUUGAGACAGGUAAAUUAAAAGGACCUAUUUCAGCAAGCAACAGCAGUGGCCCAUUCGCAGGACUCUGAACAGAAAAUGAAAGAUGAAAAAUUUAACAAAAUCAAAGACCUGUACGUUAAAUUACGUGAAGACCAUAUAGUCGUUUUGAGACAGAAAGGCGAAUUACAGAAAAAUGUAACAACUUGUAACAAACGAGUACAAGAGCUAGAGCAAAGUAUUGUUGAUUUGAGAGAUCAGAUGAAGGAAGUGGAACUUCACCAUGUUAAAGAACAAGAAAAGCUACAGCAGUCCUCUGUAGAGGUGUCUGAAGAAUUGGAAAAUUUGAGGAGAGAUAAAGACCUUUUUAAUAUGGAAACUGAAGUGUUACGGAAAAGCAUAGAAGAUGCAAACAGGGAUAAAAAUGCAUUAAACGAUGAAUUGAUAAAAGUCAAAGCCUACAAACAGGACAUUGAAGAACGAAUAAGUGACCUUUUGACCAGCAACGAAAAUCUACACAAGGAAAUAGAGCAAACGAGGUUGGAUAAUAUGGAUAAAAUCAAAGAAAUUCUCGUAAAAUCAAUGGAAGAGAGUGAAAUUAUAGUAAAGAGAUCAAUACAUGAAAUUGAUAAUCCUGCUUUGGCAGCAGUUACCUGUACCACCGACUACCUCCGAAGUCUAAAAGCUGGAUGUUUGGAAGCAUUAGAUUCAGCCCUCACAGUUUCCUUCGACAAACCCUCAAAUCUUGUAGCAUCGUCAUCUAGAAUAGCCCACAGACUAGCGACGUUUUUACUGCAAGGAAGAGCCACAUCUAACACUAGCCCAGACAUCAUGUUUGGAGAAAAAAUGGCUGAUGCUUGUAAACAACUUGGUGAAAGUACAAUUCUGGUUUUGGAGUCCCUUAGGAAGGGCCAAUCAGCUGAAAAAGAAGUGGAAUUGACGAAAGAACGACUAAAUGGGGUAUCUUCCCUUGCAGAGACCAUUAGCGGUUCCUUGAAGGGUGAAACAGCGGAAAGUUUAGCUGAUAUGAUAGAAAACGAAAUGGCUGCCAUGGAUAAAGCAAUUGAAGAGGCUGCGAAAUUAAUUCAGGAAAUGUUAAGCAAAUCUCGGGCUGCAGACUCAGGAAUAAAACUGGAGGUCAACGAAAAGAUCCUAGACUCUUGUACAACUCUCAUGCAGGCAAUUCGAAUUUUAGUACAAAAAGCAAGAUUUUUACAAAACGAAAUUGUUGCUCAAGGAAAGGGAACUGCAAGUGCAAAAGAAUUCUAUAAGAGGAACCAUCAGUGGACUGAUGGAUUUAUUUCAGCAGCCAAGGCAGUUGCUGUUGCAGCAAAAUUGUUACUUAAUGCGGCUGACAAAGCUGUUAGUGGACAGGGUAAGUUGGAGCAUUUGGUGGUAGCUGCCCAAGAAAUAAGCGCUUCAACCGCCCAGUUAGUGGUAGCUAGUCGCGUUAAGGCCAACAGAAACAGCGACAAUUUACAACAAUUGACGCAGGCGUCUAAGAGCGUUACGAACGCUACUGGAGGCGUCGUUGCAACAGUUAAAGACUGCAGUUCGCUCAUAGAUGAAGCAGAGGAACUUGAUACAUCGAAUAUGACGCUUCAUCAGGCGAAACGACUGGAAAUGGACGCUCAAGUACGUGUUUUAGAAUUAGAGAAAGAAUUAGAACAAGAAAGACUGCACCUGUCCGCUUUGAGGCGACGCCACUAUCAGUUGGCGGGGGAAGGAGAGGGAUGGGAACUGAUACCGAACAAAGCUAAUAAUUAACAAGUAAGUAAAAAAAAUUAUGUGAACGUGUUGUUAGAGUUUAAGUAACCCAAAGAAAUAAUUAAUAAUUAAGGAACCAACGUAAUAAAAAAAUAACGAUCAAUAAAAAUCAAUAACACACUACCAUUAAUUAAUGAAUCAAUUAUAUUAAUUAGGUUAUUGUUAUAUUUUUAUGUAUCUUAUAUAUAUAUAAGAAGCAGUCCGUAUUUCUUCGUACUCUUCAUCUAAUAUGAUGCAUAUGUAUUUAUUUACAUUUACAUAUAUAUAAGUUGAACUUUUUAUGUAUGUAUUUGUCUCGGUAUACAUAAUGUUGUUUUGUAUGUAUGUAUUUAAACAUUAAUUAUACACUAA